This is a messenger RNA of Uncinocarpus reesii 1704, 1845 nucleotides long. RefSeq lists its product as uncharacterized. Lineage: Eukaryota; Fungi; Ascomycota; Eurotiomycetes; Onygenales; Onygenaceae. Gene Ontology annotation, molecular function: catalytic activity. Bases 1 to 1845 code for a protein of 614 amino acids. The record is from RefSeq and is a predicted model, not a curated record. The transcript has 3 exons.
AUGGCGAACGACGCUACUGAACGUCAAUUUUGUCAGUACCCGACAGCCGUCGAAGGUCCGACCGUCCCAUACAAGAAUGAAGCUACGUCCAACCCUGUGCUUCGGGGUCGGUUGCUCCAAAUAGGAGCCUCACUGGUUCAGUCCUCCGGCCUUCUUCAGAGCAUCCUCUGGAAAAACGCUGGCUUCGACGUUCUGCAUACGAUAAAGGAAUUAGAUGACUAUGAGCCGCGAUUCGAUCCAACGGUCUUCCCGGCCAAGAAUUACACAGCGCAUACUGUACCAAGCCCAGUUUCCGGAAGCACCAAACGCCGGGGGGAUUACUACACUGCGGCUGAUUAUCGUGCGCUGUACCAGUCUGGGGAGCUUACCCCUCGGGCUGUAGUGGACUCGUUGCUUCCAUUGAUCCGUCGUGAUACCUCGCCGCCCGGUGAACAUUCUGUUGCAUUCUUGCAAUCACAGGUUGAUUUAAUUCGUGCAGCGGCGGACGCUUCGACAGCGAGAUACAAGAAUGGAACCCCUCUGGGACCGAUGGAUGGGGUUCCCGUCGCUGUGAAGGAUGAGGUGGAUAUAGCCGGAUAUAAAUGCACGUCAGGAACCAAAUUAGAUUUUACUUGCAAAUCUGGAAAGACAUCUUGGUGUGUGAAGAAGUGGGAAGAGGCUGGUGCGAUUGUGAUUGGGAAAACGACCAUGCAUGAAUUGGGACUUGAUACUUCGAAUAAUAACCCGAACGUGGGAACUCCUAAAAACCCUCACAAUCCGAAUUAUUACACGGGCGGCUCUUCAGGCGGUUCUGGUUACGCUGUUGGUGCCGGAAUAGUCCCCAUUGCUCUUGGGGCCGACGGUGGUGGCUCAAUUCGCAUCCCAUCAAGUUUUUGUGGAAUAUAUGGCUUGAAAUCAACGCAUGGCCGUGUUUCGGGAGCCCCAACCUGUGCACUUGCCACAACAACUGGCGUUCUCGGGCCUAUGGCGAGCAGUCUAGACGACCUCGAGAUGGCAUACCAUAUAAUGUCAAGUCCAGAUCCGGAUCAUGUCACAUCCUCCGCGUUCCCGGAUCCAGCAUCCGCUAUCGCCGUCAGUGACCGUCCAAAAGUCAUUGGGAUCUAUCAAGACUGGAUUAAGCGAUCUGAACCGGCUGUCCUUUCUCUUUUCAAUCGAGCAAUCGAGUACUAUCGCACCCAACAAGGCUAUGAAAUCGUCGAUAUCACAAUCCCCUGCAUUCCGCAAGGUCAAAAGGCGCAUGCACUCACCAUUCUCUCCGAAAUCGCUUCUGGCAUUUCAAAGGAACAGCUUUCUCAUCUCACUGCUCCUAACAAGGUGCUCAUCUCAUGUUCAAAUUCCCAGGUCACAUCAAAGGACUUUUUGGUCGCCCAGAAGCUUCGCGCCUUACUGAUGGCACAUCUUUCAUUCUUAUUCAAAAAGCAUCCAGGAAUGAUCAUUGCAACGCCCACUUUACCGAUUCCAGGAUGGCAGAUUGGCGGAGAAUCUGACCUAUCGCACGGUAUUAGCGAUGUUAAUACUUCCUUGCGCACGAUGGAAUAUGUCUACUUGGCUAACUUCUCCGGCUGCCCGGCCAUCUCCUGCCCUAUGGGCUACGUCGAGGACAGCAAGAUGCCUGUGGGGAUUAUGGGGAUGAGCGAAUGGGGUAGCGAGUGGGCUUUGAUUGAGUGGGGACGUGAUGGCGAAGGGGUGUUAGAUAUAGAUGAGGAUGUCACGGUCAGCAAUGGUGCUGAAAAUGGUGAGGAAGCAGCUGUUGUGGUCAACAAAGGCUUGAGGGCACCGUCCGCGAAAAAUGGAGGGAGGUGGAUUGAUGCGAUCAGUCUGGCGAGGACGAAUGGCGGUAAUUAA